Kazachstania africana CBS 2517 is the source of this 1407-nucleotide messenger RNA. It is a transcript of the gene SMF3, whose product is annotated as putative divalent metal ion transporter SMF3. The record is from RefSeq and is a predicted model, not a curated record. Gene Ontology annotation, molecular function: cadmium ion transmembrane transporter activity; manganese ion transmembrane transporter activity. Gene Ontology annotation, biological process: iron ion transport; intracellular manganese ion homeostasis. The transcript has a single exon. Bases 1 to 1407 code for a protein of 468 amino acids. Gene Ontology annotation, cellular component: plasma membrane. NCBI's taxonomy places the organism in Eukaryota, Fungi, Ascomycota, Saccharomycetes, Saccharomycetales, Saccharomycetaceae.
AUGUCUACUGAGUUAUCACAGAUACUACGUAAGUUUGUCAAGUUUCUGGGACCUGGUAUAAUGGUAAGUGUGGCCUAUAUGGACCCAGGUAACUAUUCUACAAGUGUUUCUGGUGGUGCACAAUACAAAUACCAAUUACUUUUCUCGAUAUUCAUUUCAAACAUAUUUGCAGUCGUUUUACAAUGUCUCUGUAUUAAAUUAGGCACAGUGACAGGUCGUGAUCUAGCUGAAAAUUGUAGACGUCAUUUACCUAGAAAAUUGAAUCUAACCCUCUACAUUUUUGCAGAAUUGGCCAUUAUCGCCACUGAUUUGGCUGAAGUCGUCGGAACUGCUAUAGCUUUACAAAUUUUAUUUGGCAUUCCAUUGGUUUGGGGUGUUGUUUUGACCGUUAUGGACGUACUUAUCAUUUUAAUGUUUUAUAACACGGAUGGAAGAAAUAUGAAAACUGUUAGAGCGUUUGAAAUCUUUGUUAGUGUGCUGGUUUGUUGCACAUGUCUAUGCUUUGUCCUUGAAAUGUUUAAGAUUUCUGUUCCUAAUAAGUUGGAAUUAUUCAGAGGCUUCUUCCCUACAAAAGUUAUCUUCAAAGAAAAGCAAGCUCUUUAUAUCUCUUUAGGUAUCUUAGGUGCCACAGUUAUGCCUCAUUCAUUGUAUUUAGGAUCAUCUAUUGUUAAGCCAAGAUUGACUGAGUAUGAUCAGAAGAAAUACGGUAGAGUCGAAGCUCGUCCAAGUCUAAGUGCUAUUAAAUAUGCUUUACACUAUUCCUACGCGGAAUUAAUCAUCUCAUUAUUCUUAAUAGCAACUUUUGUCAAUUCUGCUAUUCUGAUUGUUGCAGGUUCUACUUUAUCAGGUCAACCAGAGGCUGCUGAUGCAGAUCUUUUGUCCAUAUACGAAUUACUUGUUCAUUUCAUUUCACCAGCUGCCGGUUUGAUUUUUGCUCUUGCAAUGCUUUGUUCAGGCCAAUCUGCCGGUAUUAUAUGUACAAUGGCCGGUCAAAUUGUGUCUGAAGGUUUCCUAGAAUGGUCUUUGCCGCCAUGGGCCACAAGAUUAUGUACAAGAUUAAUCGCUAUCGUCCCAUGUUUAAUUGUAACUUUUACCAUGGGUGAACGUGGUAUUUCUGACAUACUAAACCUUUCACAAGUUGUAUUGUCCUUAAUUUUACCUAUCGUUUCCGCCCCAUUAAUUUAUUUCACGGCAAACAGAAAAUUAAUGACAGUUACUGAUGAAUAUAGUGACUUCGAUGACGAAGCUGAUGAAAAUACUCCCCUCAAUAUGGAUCAUAAAAAGGUUACUGAUUUCACUAACAGUCCAUGGUUAACUUGGAUAGCAAUUGCUAUUUGGGCAACUAUUGGUAGUUUGAACUGUUAUCUAGUUGUUUCUUUUUUACUUGGCGCAGAUGUCCACUUUUAA